Molecule: messenger RNA, 1791 nt
Organism: Alternaria burnsii
Lineage: Eukaryota; Fungi; Ascomycota; Dothideomycetes; Pleosporales; Pleosporaceae
Exons: 7
Coding region: 1-1791 (596 amino acids)
Biological process (GO): transmembrane transport
Cellular component (GO): plasma membrane
Molecular function (GO): purine nucleobase transmembrane transporter activity
Source: RefSeq, a predicted model, not a curated record
AUGGAGUCCAUCCGUUCCUCAAUCGAGUCACUCAAUGUGUACAUCGGCCGGUCAACCUUCGGAAGGAUAUUUCGUCUCGGCGGCUGUGGGCAUAAAGAUGAGAUCCUACAUACGAAGUUCACUACCGAAGUGCGGGCAGGACUUACGUCCUUCUUCACAAUGGCAUACAUCAUAGCAGUCAAUGCCACUAUUCUUGCCGACACUGGAGGCAACUGCGUAUGCAAUGAUGCAACAGACCCUAUAUGUUUGACGAACACCGAGUACCUCAUCUGCAAGCAGGAUUUGAACCGCAACCUCAUCACCGCAACCGCGGCCGUAGCCGGCUUCAGCUCGUUUCUCUUUGGGUUCUUCACCAACAUGCCCGUUUGUCUCGCACCAGGCAUGGGUCUCAACGCGUACUUCGCCUACCAGAUUGUCGGCUUCCAUGGCACCGGCCUCAUCUCCUAUAAUCUGGCACUCACUGCGGUUUUUGCUGAAGGCUUCAUCUUCAUAUUCCUAUCUUUAAUCGGCAUGCGACAGUGGCUCGUCAAGAUUAUACCAGUGUCGCUUAAGAUUGCUGCAGCGUGUGGUAUAGGACUGUUUCUCGCCGAGGUUGGACUGAGCGCCAAUGCAGGUAUUGGUGCAAUUGCAGGCUCAAAGAGUACUCCACUUGACAUAGCGGGAUGUCCAGAUCAGUACAAGGAUGAGUUUGGCUCAUGUACAAGCCACAAGAUGACCUCUCCUACUAUGUGGCUAGGUAUCAUGGGUGGGGGCAUCCUGACAGCUUACUUGAUGACAUACAAGGUCAAGAGUGCCAUGAUCCUGGCCAUCCUACUCGUGUCAAUCAUCUCAUGGCCACGAGGUACAUCAGUCACAUUCUUUCCUUACAACGAGGUUGGUGACAACCGCUUCGAAUUCUUCAAGAAGGUGGUCGACUUUCAUCCCAUCAAUCGCACUUUGAACGCUCUGGACUGGGACGUCAACCGGGCACCUGGCCACUUCGCCCUCGCCCUCUUCACUUUCCUCUAUGUGGACAUCAUCGACUGCACAGCUACACUUUAUUCCAUGGCACGUUUUUCCGGCGUGGUGGACGCGGAGACUGGAGAUUUUCCACGAUCAACGAUUGCUUAUUGCACGGACGCUUUUUGCAUCUCCAUGGGUGCACUCCUUGGUUGUUCACCUGUGACGGCUUUCAUCGAGAGCGGUGCUGGGAUUGCAGAAGGUGGCAAAACUGGAUUAACAGCCAUGACCUGUGGUGUUUGUUUUCUCAUAUCCAUGUUCUUCGCUCCUAUCUUUGCUUCGAUACCGCCAUGGGCUACUGGAAGCACAUUGAUCCUGGUUGGCUGUCUCAUGAUGCGACAAAUCUCCUCGAUCAAUUGGCGGUACAUCGGCGAUGCGAUUCCAGCCUUCGUAACCGUGAUGUUCAUCCCCUUCGGAUACAGCGCGGCCUACGGUCUCAUUGCGGGCUUGAUGGUCUACACUGCACUUAAUGGCAUGAUUUACUUGACCAAGAUUAUCUCCGGCGGCUACAUCGUUCCCGAAGACGAAGAUCACCGCGAAUACUGGACUAUCAAACCCGCUGGCAGACUCCCCUGGUUCAUCACCGCAUCCCAAAGCCUCGCAGAUCGCGUGCGGGGGACUCACACGCCCAAUUCCCGUGACGCGAUUUCCAUUCGAAGCACGGAGUCGGAGUGGAAAUACCACGAUCGGAUUGGCUCAAAUGGAUCCAAUCGCGAGCUUGACUCGGUCGUUAUACAAGCCUUGCCCACAGAUCCUCGCCGGGAGAAGGUUUUCAAGUCGCCGGGGAGAUAA